UCCACGUUGCAUCCGAUAUCUUCAUGGCAGAGACUGAAGCGGGUAAAGCUGAUGCUUCGAAGCCCGAAAGUCUCGCAGAGCCAAAGGAUGUGAAGGCAGAGAUAGAUCAAAAUGGUCAAGCGGCUGGAUCUGGCACUGACAGACCAGAGACAGAGGAGACAUCUGAGGCAGCGAAGAGCACGCUUCUAGAUGCAGUCGAAGACCCUUCUGGCGAGGCUGACAAAGAUGAUGCCAAAGCACGGGUACAGCAGCUACAAGAGCAACAACGACUCCAGCAGCAAAUGCAGCAGCGCCGCGCGCGUCAGGUCCAAGCUGAGUCCCAGGCUGACUCGGAGCAGCAUUUCACACCACCAGCAUUCCCACCUGCACCUGUUGGGAAGGAUGACUUUCCUUCGGCAAAUCCAGUGCUUGGACAUUUUCAAGGUGCCAUGCAGGCCUUUCCUGACGAGUUCAAGGUUUGGGAUGAGUUUCGUGCUGGCUUCACGCAGUACAUGCUCCACCUGUCCAGCGAAGCGCUUCAGCAGCUUCAGCAUGCUCCUCCAGAGGCUGAUCCUCGAGGGCGCCAAUUCGCAGCUGCUGCAUUGGGUGGCCCUUCCAGUGGUCAGGUCUGCAUCAAUUUGCUGAACGAUGCUUGCACUCGAGGGGCACGAUGUAUCGACAGACAUCCUCCUCGUUCUCAAUGGAAGAGAUUGCGAGAAGAGCUGAAACGAAAAUCCAGUGAGAUCAGCAUGCAAGCCGAGAUGGCCGCCAGCGAGGCGUAGCAGAGCUGAUCCCUGUCUGAGCUUGCAAAAAGACGUCUGUUUGUUAGCCGCAACACUUCCUGCGGCACAUGGUG
Messenger RNA from Cladocopium goreaui, 835 nucleotides. The record is from the annotation of a GenBank genome assembly. NCBI's taxonomy places the organism in Eukaryota, Dinophyceae, Suessiales, Symbiodiniaceae.